Messenger RNA from Dioscorea cayenensis subsp. rotundata (Guinea yam), 2364 nucleotides. RefSeq names its product homeodomain-interacting protein kinase 2-like. The coding region runs from base 130 to 2229 and encodes 699 amino acids. The transcript has 8 exons. Gene Ontology annotation, biological process: peptidyl-serine phosphorylation; peptidyl-threonine phosphorylation. The record is from RefSeq and is a predicted model, not a curated record. NCBI's taxonomy places the organism in Eukaryota, Viridiplantae, Streptophyta, Magnoliopsida, Dioscoreales, Dioscoreaceae. Gene Ontology annotation, molecular function: protein serine/threonine kinase activity; ATP binding; protein tyrosine kinase activity. Gene Ontology annotation, cellular component: cytoplasm.
UUCUUCAAAACCAUGUCCUUCUUCCUCGUUGCCCUCGUUCCCGCGUAUCCCUCUUCUCGUUUCCCCGUUUCACUGAUGCCGUUUCCCUCUCCUCCUUGACUCGCCUGAGCUCCGACGACGACGGCAACGAUGGCGGAAUCCCCGCGGCUGCGGGAAGUGCUCGACUUCCUCAACGCCCGAGGCUUCUCCCUCGCCGCUGCAGCACUGAAAGACGACGUGAUCGCACUCGGAACCGACCUUGAUGUGUCCCGCCCUCCUCCGGUGCGAAUCACGCCGGAGAAUCGCGCUGCUAGCUCCACCUCCAGCUCCGGUGAUGCGUUUGUUAGCAUGGGUUCUUCUCCUUCGGAGUUUUUGAAUCCAUGUGCACUCUGGUCUCCAGUUCGAGCUGGAUCUGAGGAUUCAUCGGGUAGGUAUUCAGAAUUUCAAACUGCUCGUGAUUAUCAUAGUGUGAACCCCUUUAGUGAUACUCAUUGGUAUGAUGAUCCAUUUGAGUAUCACCUUAUUGAUUCACAAUUCUUGACCACAAACUCUGCUGGAUGGCAUGGUGAGGAUAAGUUUGUGAUGUCUAUUGAGGCCGAGGAGAAGUUCAGGAAGGAGAACGAUGUUUCUGUGCAUGAUAAGAAUGGUCAUGAUAAGGAUGUGAAGUGUGAGGGUUGCACUGAAGUUUAUAGCUACUCAUUCCCAAUUUGUGAUUGCUGUAGUGGACUGAAGAAAGCACAUGAUUUUGAGAGAACUGGAAACCCAGAUUCAACUGUGUAUGAGCGCUACUUGAUAAUGGAUGAUGAGACUGAAAGAUUAGAGGAAUGUGGGGUUACUGAGUAUCAGUUAAAGCGAGUAGAUGGUCCCCCUGAAACUGUUCACCUGGUUGAGAAUUCAGUUCAUGAUCCAAAACUGGAAGGAGAGAAGAAAAGUUUAGAACCAGGUAAUGACCCUACAUCUUACAGGAAGGAUAUCAUAAGCUCAAAGUAUGUUGUAGAAGGAUGUUUUACCAGUACACAUCAUGAGGUUUUGCAAAGCAAAGGCGUCGAUAUCCAAAAUGUAAAGGGGAAACCUCGCCAACCUGUUAGAAAUGAUGCCUUUGAUAUAAUUGACUAUGGAACAAUGAACGGAGAAAUGAAAGAUUCUGAAUCUGUUGAGGUUGGUGAUAAGGAUCAUGGUGUCAUCGAUGAGCUUCCCGCUUACAACUCUCUUGAGGAAGAAUAUGAAAUCUUUGACCUGAGAAUCGUGCAUCGCAAAAACAGAACUGGCUUUGAGGAAAAUAAAGAUCUGCCAAUCGUGCUAAAUUCUGUUAUAGGAGGGAGGUAUUAUGUCACUGAAUAUCUUGGUUCAGCUGCAUUCAGCAAGGUUGUUCAGGCACAUGACCUUCAGAUGGGUGUAGAUGUGUGCCUUAAAAUAAUAAAAAAUGAUAAGGAUUUCUUUGACCAGAGUUUGGAUGAGAUCAAGCUUCUCAAGUAUGUGAAUAAGAAUGAUCCUGCAGAUGAGCGUCACUUGUUGCGUUUGUAUGACUAUUUCUAUCACCAGGAACAUCUCUUUAUUGUUUGUGAGUUAUUACGAGCCAACCUUUAUGAGUUUCAGAAAUAUAACCAGGAUUCUGGUGAGGAUGUAUAUUUCACAUUGCCGAGAAUACAGGCUAUAGCACGCCAGUGUUUGGAGGCCCUGGAAUAUUUGCAUCAAUUGGGAAUAAUCCAUUGUGACUUGAAACCUGAGAACAUCCUUAUAAAGAGCUACAGUCGAUGUGAAAUUAAGGUCAUUGAUCUGGGAAGCAGUUGCUUUCUGACAGACAACUUAUGCUUGUAUGUACAAUCACGUUCUUAUCGGGCUCCUGAAGUCAUUCUUGGUCUUUCCUAUGACCAAAGGAUUGAUCUUUGGUCUCUUGGUUGUAUACUAGCCGAACUUUACUCUGGCGACGUUCUUUUCCCAAAUGAUUCAGUGGUGAUGAUGCUUGCCCGCAUGAUUGGGAUAGUUGGCCCAAUUGACAUGGAGAUGCUUAAGAUGGGAUUGGAAACACACAAAUACUUCACAGAUGACUAUGAUCUCUACUAUACAAAUGAGGAAACCGACCAGAUUGAAUAUUUGAUACCUGAAAAAUCAACUUUGGCUCGAGAACUGCAAGUAUCAGACAAGAUGUUUCUCGAUUUUCUCGAACACCUCCUUCAGAUAAACCCACAGAGAAGACCAACAGCAAAACAAGCACUACAACAUCCAUGGCUUUCCUUCUCAUAUCACUGAACUGAGCCAGCCAAUUUUCACCUGAGUUUGUUUCUUUUCGGGAUUUUUGACUGUUUGUUUACUACUUUUGUGUUCUUGAUUUUAUCUGUAUAUAUUCAUGUAUCAGUCUUGUAAAUGUACCAUGAGUGUCCUUUU